Messenger RNA from Austrofundulus limnaeus, 2840 nucleotides. It is a transcript of the gene nme4, whose product is annotated as NME/NM23 nucleoside diphosphate kinase 4. Gene Ontology annotation, molecular function: nucleoside diphosphate kinase activity. Gene Ontology annotation, biological process: CTP biosynthetic process; GTP biosynthetic process; UTP biosynthetic process. The transcript is spliced from 5 exons. NCBI's taxonomy places the organism in Eukaryota, Metazoa, Chordata, Actinopteri, Cyprinodontiformes, Rivulidae. Bases 112 to 705 code for a protein of 197 amino acids. The record is from RefSeq and is a predicted model, not a curated record.
GCAUGACUGGAAUUAACUCUUUAAAUGAGUGACUGACAGGACAGAGGGGACUCCUGUGUCUGUGUGUGUUUCACUGCACUGUGAGACAAACCUGUGAGCAGCUCAGUCAUCAUGUUGCAGCAGAGGAUCUUCCACUCACUUAUUAAACAGGUCCGUUCAGCCUCGGCGGCUCGAGGAGCCCCUAAAGCUCUGACGCCAGGGGUCCUGUUCCCUCGCGUGCAGCGCAGGAGCAAAUCAAGUCUCCCGGAUGCGAGGGAGCAGACUCUGGUUGCAGUGAAGCCRGACGGAGUUCAGCGUCGCCUCGUGGGGCAGAUAAUCCAGCGCUUCGAGCAGCGAGGUUUCAAGUUGGUGGGUCUGAAGAUGCUGCAGGUGUCUGAAGAGCUCCUGUCUGAGCACUACUGUCAGCUGAGGACGAAGCCUUUCUAUCCCGGUCUGCUGCGUUACAUGACCUCAGGACCUGUGGUGGUCAUGGUGUGGGAAGGACACAACGUUGUCCAGAUGUCUCGAACGAUGGUGGGACACACGAACCCGACUGAGGCCCAGUCAGGAACCAUCAGAGGAGACUUUAGCAUCCACAUCAGCAGGAAUGUGGUCCACGCCAGUGACUCGCUGGAGGGGGCUCAAAGGGAGAUCCAGCUGUGGUUUCAAGCCAAAGACCUGCUGGACUGGGACUGCUGUGACCGGGCCAGCACCAGUGAGAUAUGAAGAUGCAGCAGCGAGGGUUAGAUUUACUGCCUCUUGCAGCUCAGAGACCUGAUCUCAACUACUUAGAACCUCAGAAUAUAAAACAAAUAUGUUAAAGCCAUGUGGGGUUUAAAACUAUUAGCUAUAUUAGCAACUAAACACACUUUUAAUUUMUCUUUUACUAACAUAGUCUUUUUUAUAGUAAUGGAUGAUGGCCUCAAAAUGAAACCAAAAUUAAUUGAAGGGGGGGAAAAGGCUGAAACAAACCUUCUAAUAGCUUAUAUGUUUGGUGUAUUAAUCCUAACAAAUUUAAAAUGAUACAACAGAGGCUGUUGCUAACUGAAGAGGCAAAUAAGCGCACAUUGAUGGCACAUCUGUUUAUGUAAAGGCUUGUUGGUGACAGUAUGUGGAACACUAGAAAAUGGCCUUUAGCUCAUAAAAGAGAAAUCUAAUUCAGUCACGUCAAACAASCUGGUGCUGAAUAUUAUUCAUUUUGCAGAGAUGCAAAUCUGUUUUUACUUGUUUCUGGUUGUUCAGCUUUGCUGCACUCAAGAGCUUCUUGAACAUUCUGAACACUGCAAAAAAAUUGUGUGAACAAAUAUACAGGAGUCCCAUUCACUCACAUCCACCCUCCGUCAGCAAAGGAGCACUCUGUAGUAAAGAUGACAUAGUUUCUCAUUUAAUUUGAAAAGGCAUGACUUAUAUUUGAAUUGAAAUUCUUUGCAAAAAAUUAUGAAUUAAUUUAGGGUAUUUAUCUGCUUUAAUGCUGACUUACUUUUCUCUCUGAUUCACACAAACUCUUUCAGGAACAAAUAGGAACUUGAUGUCUUCAGUCUCCAAGAAAAGGACAAUAAAAACUAAUAAUGAUGUUUUUAGUGAGAUAUGGUUAACAAAGUAAAUUAUACAUCUCAAAGAGAAUAAGUGACAUUUAGAUUUCUGAAGUGUGUCACAUGCAGCAAAUAUCACCAAACAUGAUUUACAUUAAAACUUAACUUUUUAAAAAUAAUGUCAGUUUUGGAUAGACAUUUUAAUACGAUUAUUAAUUUUAUAGCCUGUUUGUUUUCAUUUACAUCAAAAGCCCCAUCUUAUUGAGUUUCCCAUUUCCUCAUGCAUUCUUUAUCUGCUGUUGUGUAUUUUAAUUUUACACCUCCCUUUUUAAAGAAAUUGUAAAUAUAUAACCAUAAAAAAUUUAAGAUGCACUAACACAUUUUAAAUGUGUUUUUUUUCUGGUGCUGUGGAUAUUCUGAUGAAAAAAAAAAGAACAUUUUGAACCAUUCUGCCUCUGAAAAAAGUAAAUAAAGGGCAGUUCAGGACAAGCUGAAAACAUUAGGGAUGUUUGCACAAGAACAUUUGACCUUGCUUGUUAGGGAAAAAACAAAAACAAAUGUGGAAACAGUAAAAUGUUCCCAACUUCUUUUAAUCCUCUCUAAAACUGGUUAAAAAAAAUGACUUGAGUAUUCAUGUUGUCUUGUAACUUGUUCGAAAACUUUACAUUAUGUGUUAAAUGAAUGUUUAAAUUCUUGUCGCAGAAUAAAGAAAGAAGAUAAUUAAUUAGGACCAAUAAUAUAUGUAUAUUUUUGUGUUUGUCUGAAUUAAUAAACGGCUGCACCAGGUGACAUUUCCUAAAAAUGACUGAUGUGAAUUGAUAAAUAUGUACACAGGGCCAUGCUGUAUUAUGAGGUGGGGUACUGCUGGUGGCUUUUAAGACCAGAUGUCUCUUCUAUCUUUGUUUCUUUUUCUCACAUGGGACAAUAUGCUGUCACAGUCAGGGUAGAACAUUAAUGAAAAAUGCACAAAGUACAAAGAAAACCUUUUAGUAAUUGCAAACGAUUACAAAAAAUCUGUCUCCUUGGCAUCAAAAUAUCACAUGGAUAACAACUCAGAUAUCACUGUUUAUCAAAAGAGCACUUUAAUGUGUACACCAUACAUGUGUUUUGUGAUUCUCUGUCAAAGGUGCUUCAUAAAUCAGGACAAAACAUUAAAUGAUUUUUGCUUAAACUGAAUUUUUAAAGCAAUACAGGAGAUGCAAAAAUGUUAUUCUUUUGUGUGAGACUUGUUUGGAAUACUGUAUUAGUUUUUAAGAACAUGUUUAAGUUGAUGUCAUGAUGAACUGCCAGUCAUUACUGUCUUGACCAAUAAAAUAGCUCUUAAAAACA